AAAAAAAAGUCGGUAUGAAUCUGUUUAAGAUACAGGAUGUACUAAUUGGAUGCAUAUGGAAUACCAUUAAAAGGAGGACUCAAGAAAAAGUAAAAGGAAAUGCUAUUUUCUAGCAUGGAGGCCGGCUGGGGAAACCAAUUAAUGUGUGGUGAAGCGCACCUUUCUCAGAUUGAUGAAUUUUAUCUGCUGAUUCAGUUAAGUCUAUUCCCCAAGCAGAAUUCAAGCUCUGCAGUUAUAAACACAAAUUUCAUGGUCCACAUGUCAUUCUUCUGCUGCUCCAUAAUUGCUAUAAAAACCUCAAAUAACCCCAGUAUUAGCUUCCAGAGGCAAAUUUUUAUAUAUUUUUUUCCACUCAAGUUUCUCAAGGUUGUAAUUUACUGUUCAAAGUAUCAGACAACAUGUCCAACCUACAGCAAUCUUUCAAUGCAGGCCAAACUCAAGGCCAAACCCAGGGUAGAACAGAACAAAUGAUACAGUCCACUAAGGAUACUGCAAAUGCAGCUAGAGACCAGGCAACAAAUGCUACUCAAUCAGCUCAAGAGUCUGCUCAGCAAGGACAGCAGCAGACUGCUGGUUUCCUUCAGCAGACUGGAGAGCAAAUGAAGGGCAUGGCUCAGGGUGCUGUGGAAAGUGUGAAGAACACACUUGGGAUGAAUGAGAAGAAAUGAAAUCAAAGGAUUGAUGAGCUCAUUUGGUUAUGAAAUGAGAUGCAGCUUUAAUAAAUGCAGAUUUUGUUGCUUUCUUUUGGUAAUUUAGGGAUGACGGAACAACUCGAGUUUGAGAAUUUUGUUUGGUGAGAAUUCAUAUCUAUAAUAAGAAAACCUUGAAUAUCAGAUUGUAAUGAGAGAGAG
Molecule: messenger RNA, 851 nt
Organism: Durio zibethinus
Lineage: Eukaryota; Viridiplantae; Streptophyta; Magnoliopsida; Malvales; Malvaceae
Source: RefSeq, a predicted model, not a curated record